This is a messenger RNA of Anopheles stephensi (Asian malaria mosquito), 1927 nucleotides long. RefSeq names its product dolichyl-diphosphooligosaccharide--protein glycosyltransferase subunit 1. The coding region runs from base 181 to 1560 and encodes 459 amino acids. Gene Ontology annotation, cellular component: membrane; oligosaccharyltransferase complex. The record is from RefSeq and is a predicted model, not a curated record. Lineage: Eukaryota; Metazoa; Arthropoda; Insecta; Diptera; Culicidae. The transcript is spliced from 2 exons.
CGAUUGGUCCGCCUACUUGAUCCCAUCUGCAGUAUCGAACUGGACGCUGUAAACAGCGGCGGCAUUCUCAGCAGAGGAACACACACAAUUGAUAAACUGGGAACGACACCGUAGCACGUCUCGCGCAAGCCGGGGGAUAGGAUUUUUAGCUUUGGAAACGCACGGAUUCGUCGGGAAAAAAUGGUAAAAGCCAGCCUUUUCCUGUGGUGCAUCGCGGCCGCACUUGCUGGUGCUUGUGUGCAGGCGGCAAUCGACAUGGAAAUAGAAAACAGGGCCGUCGAUCGCACGAUAGACCUGACUUCGCAAUUGGUGAAAAUUUCCUACAAAAUUACGCUGGAACACAAGUCGAAAAAGCCCAUCGGCACCUACCUGUUCCUAGUGCCCGAAGCGGACCGCGACCGGCUGGCCUUUAUUUCGGCGAAGGAUUCAUCGAAGAAGGAGCUGAAGCUUACGGAAACCACCACCCCGAAGGGAGUGACGUUCAGUAUGACCCUACCGGCCGGUGCAUCGAACCCGGUGGUGUACAUUGAGACCGUCUUCACGAAAUCUCUCAAGCCGUUCCCGUCGUCCAUCGGUCAGAGCGAGCGGCAACUGGUGCAGUACUUUGGCAAUGUCUACGUCUACUCGCCGUAUCCUACGGUGACGCAGAAAACGACGGUCCAUCUGAGCUCGCGCAAUGUGGAAAGUUACACCCAGUUCAAGCCCAGCACCCAGGCGGACAGCACUGUCACGUACGGUCCGUACGAUAACGUGGCAGCAUUCUCGCACGAGCCCAUGACGAUUCACUUCGAAAACUUCACUCCAUUCCUCACCGUGACGCGGCUGGAGCGCACGAUAGAGGUCUCGCACUGGGGCAACAUUGCCGUGGAAGAGACGAUCGACAUUGUCCACUCGGGUGCCACACUGAAGGGAGCGUUCUCGCGCUACGACUACCAGAAGGAUGCCCGCUCUAACCAACCCAGCGUGAAGUCCUACAAAACGCUACUUCCAGCGUCGGCUACCGGCGUUUACUAUCGGGACACGAACGGCAACAUUUCUACCUCGGCUCUACGCACCCUGAAGGAUGCCGUCGAGCUGGAUCUGCGCCCACGGUUCCCGCUGUUCGGUGGCUGGCGCACGCACUACACGCUCGGCUACAAUGUGCCGAGCUUCGAGUAUCUGUUCCAGAACGGUGACAACUUCCUGCUCAAGAUGCGCGUCAUCGAUCACAUCUUCGACGAUAUGGUGAUCGACGAAGUGGUGACGAAGAUCAUCCUUCCCGAGGGAUCGAACAACAUCAAGCUGAUCGCACCGUACUCGAUCCAGCGACACCCGGACUCGCUGCACUACACCUACCUGGACACGUUCGGCCGGCCGGUGAUUUCGUUCAGCAAGCGCAAUCUGGUUGAAAAUCACAUUAACGAUUUCAACCUCAAGUACAACUUUUCGCGCGUCAUGAUGCUGCAGGAACCGUUGCUGGUGGUAGGCUUCCUCUAUGUACUGUUUGUGUUCGUCAUCGUGUGGAUGCGGUUGGACUUUUCCAUCAUCAAGGAGAAGGAGCCACAUCAGCACAAGGAUUAGAGAGCGAUGGAAGGCUUUCUCCAUUGCCUUUUCCCUUUGCUUCUCUCACACAUUCUCUCGAUGCACACUCGGUCGGAUAAGGUGUCCUGUGUUGUUCCUCCUUCGUUAGAAAAAAAUUCCCUCGAUAGGCCACCAACCAACUUCUGAAGCCGUCGAAAAUGAGUCACGCGUUAAAUAGUUUGAAUUUAGCCGCUGGAUAGCACAAGUGCACGACUGAAUUGCGUUUCAUGGAACUGAACGAUCGAUCGAUCGAUCGAUCGAGCGAACAGCGCCAAUUAUCCCGACUUCCGUUCAGCUUACGAGGUGCAUCACUUUCAUUCUAUCUGAACAAAGUAGACGAAUAAAAACAAACCACAAAAUACUGAAA